UGCGCUAUACCAGAUUGUGCUGGAGUCGUUUAAGAAGAGGGGAUCGAAGAAGGGAUCGACUGCUGGGACGUGUGUGCAUUGUUUCUGGCACGUGUAUGAGAUCAUGGCAACUUUUGAGGCGACUCAAAAGUCACCUCCGCUCAUGGGAAUGGCAAGGGGCGGUGGCAUGGCAAUCCUGGCUGACGACCUGUGCUCGUGGGAUGACGGGAAGGGGCGGUGGCAUGGCAGUAAGGCGCCUGAGCAUUUAUCUUUCCCUCCUCACCUGCCUUCUCCCUCCAUCUCCCCUCUCCCUGCACCAGCCACCAUGUUUUGGCAGAUCAUGGCUGACGAUCUCCGCUCGUGGGAUGAUGGCAUUGCAGUCUUCGCAUCGGACCCCGCACAUGCCAAGACAGUGAGCAUCAUAUCUGCACAGUCCAAGGCGAUUGCUGCUGCCACAAGGAGUUUAGGAUGA
Messenger RNA from Closterium sp. Naga37s-1, 451 nucleotides. The record is from the annotation of a GenBank genome assembly. NCBI's taxonomy places the organism in Eukaryota, Viridiplantae, Streptophyta, Zygnematophyceae, Desmidiales, Closteriaceae.